Molecule: messenger RNA, 2061 nt
Organism: Oncorhynchus gorbuscha (pink salmon)
Lineage: Eukaryota; Metazoa; Chordata; Actinopteri; Salmoniformes; Salmonidae
Product: cAMP-responsive element-binding protein-like 2
Exons: 3
Coding region: 235-579 (114 amino acids)
Biological process (GO): regulation of DNA-templated transcription
Cellular component (GO): nucleus
Molecular function (GO): DNA-binding transcription factor activity
Source: RefSeq, a predicted model, not a curated record
UCUGAAGUUACCACAACAGGAAGCGUCACUGUGCUAAAAACAGUGGAGUAGGAAAAGUGCAACAAAACGCUGUCGAACACGAAGCUGCAGGAAAUGUUUCCUUUUAAGAAAAUGUGUUAAUUUGUGAAAUAAUAUUUGUUAUAAUCCACAACUUGUCUUCAUUUGAUCGUCAUCCAUCUUGAGAACUGUCGCAUUUGCGUCACUAGCAGCCCUCGAUAGGUUGUGUUGACCAAAAUGGAUGACAGCAAGAUGGUGGGAGGCAAAGUCAAGAAACCCGGUAAACGAGGCCGUAAACCCGCUAAGAUUGAUCUGAAAGCGAAGUUGGAGAGGAGCAGGCAGAGCGCCCGGGAGUGCCGAGCCAGGAAGAAGCUCCGGUAUCAGUACCUGGAGGAACUCGUGUCCAGCAAGGAGAGGGCCAUCUGCGCCCUGAGGGAGGAGCUGGAGAUGUACAAGCAGUGGUGUACAGCCAUGGACCAGGGGAAGAUCCCGUCUGAGAUAAAGGCCCUACUGACAGGAGAUGAACAGAAGCCUCCUCAGAGCUCCUCCACCAAGAGCUCCAAGAACAGCAACCAGAGCUAAAUGUGUUGGGAGUGCCAGACCAGAACUAUUCUGACUGUCAGUUUGUUAGAGGUGGCAGCCCUGGGUUUUAUUCAUUAGGGAAAUUAUAUCAAACGUUGUGCAACAGAAAACAGGGUGUUCAUAUAAUACCUACCCCCUUUCUCCAUCCUGUUUGUUGCCCUGGUGAAUACGACCCAGAGCGAGUCUGUCUGAUGAAAGGUUCCAGGCCAGAGCUAGGCAGUAGGUACUCGGUCUGUCAUGCCAGACCGCUCCACUGUAUAAGGCCUCUGUGACGGAGAGUGAAGAGGUGUCUCACCGGUCUGUCUGUUUCAGCCCCUCUAGAGGAGAGACGCACUGCAACAGAACUGUCAGAGACACAUAUCAUUACUAACGCUGGAGGACCUUCAGAGUAAUAGCUCGUAUUAUUUACAGUUGUAAUCCACAUCACUGGCCUGAUUUAUCAUGCGUGGUUCACUAUUGCAACGCUUGGAUUCGUUAAUGUUAGUAAUGUGAGAUGUUAUUAGUUGCAGCUAUAGACGCCUUUAGACAGCCUGUAUUAUUGAACAGUUCAUUUGAAUUUCCUCUUGAUGUUUUAGCUUCUACGUGAGGAAGCGUUUUAAUGGUACAUGGAUGAAACCAGGACAGAAGAAGUGAAAGGGUUUAGGCUGUGCAUGUCCUACCUGGCCUAGACAUUCAGACAAAACAAAAGCACCUUCAAAUAAGUAAUUACUCUUUGACCUUUUAUUGGUUAGUUUGUGUUGGGAAAGGAGCAGAACUAUGGUAACAUCCCAAAUGCCACUCCAUUCCCUAAAUAGAGCCCUGGUCUAAAGUAGUGCACUAUAUAGGGAAUAGGGCUCUGGUCUAAAGUAGUGCACUAUAUAGGGAAUAGGGCCCUGGUCUAAAGUAGUGCACUAUAUAGGGAAUAGGGCCCUGGUCUAAAGUAGUGCACUAUAUAGGGAAUAGGGCCCUGGUCUAAAGUAGUGCACUAUAUAGGGAAUAGGGCUCUGGUCUAAAGUAGUGCACUAUAUAGGGAAUAGGGCAGCAUUGGGGACAUGUAUAUCUUGUCAUAGCAGAAAAGAUGUCAUGUAUCUGCAGAGAUGAUGAUGUAAUGAUAUACAGCACUGUAUGUUGAAUUGAUUUAUAUAUUUAUAUUGGAUCACAGAAAGGCCCUUUUUUCUUGGUUUUGUAGUGUGAUGUUAUAGAAGGUCUGACAGACAAAGGAAAGAUCUUUCCCAUUACGUAGAGAUGUUCAAGUCUCUUUGUUUGUGUGAAAGGCUAGAAUGGGGACACGUCCUUACCAGAACAGAAGCUGCUGAGGCAUUGCUCCAACUAUGUUGUCUUUCAGUGACGUUACAUUGUAUCAUGUGGUAUCUAAUCGAGGCCUAGACGACUCAUGUUCUUUCACCAUAAUGCAACCAAAAUAUAGUAGCCUGUACCUGUUUUGGUUUACAAAUGAUGUUUCUAUUGUCCUAAGGAAAUUAAAUAAGGACUCAUUAAUAGACA